AUGGCAAAAGAUAUUGAUCGAUUCGAUGAUAUUUUCUAUCAAUAUGGCGAUGAUAUGGAUGAAGAAGGCAAAGAAGAUCUAAAUGUUGAUUUUGAUAAUCUUUAUAUGAAUAUUGGUAAAGACAAUGAUAAUGAUGAUAACAAUAUAGAUGUAUUUGAAAUUGAACAAUUAAAUGAUGACGAGAACAUUAUCGUCGAUCUGACUACUGAAGUAGUAGAAGAAGAACAUUUAUCUCAAAAAUUAAGUCAAUUAUCAGCUACUGAUAAAGAACAAGAGGAUAGUGAUAAAUUCAUACCAUCAACCGUGAAGAAACGACCAGCUUUAACAUCAAAUGCAACAACAGUUAACAUAACGAAAAAAAUGAAACCAAAUGAAGAAGAAAAAAUCAAAUAG
This is a messenger RNA of Rotaria sp. Silwood2, 393 nucleotides long. The record is from the annotation of a GenBank genome assembly. Lineage: Eukaryota; Metazoa; Rotifera; Eurotatoria; Philodinida; Philodinidae.